AUGGGGGGGCUUGGAAGACAUUCCUACCGGACCGGACAGGACAUUGAGAACUGUGGCACCUGCAGGGACUGUGCCUGCAUCAUCUACAGUUGUGUGUGCAUCGCGCUGUCAAGUCGCAUCUUGUCAGCUGUGGAGGUUUUUUUGGUUUUUUAUGGUUGUCACUCUGCUCCGUGUGACGGCCGGAUGCAGCACUAA
Messenger RNA from Menidia menidia (Atlantic silverside), 195 nucleotides. The record is from the annotation of a GenBank genome assembly. NCBI's taxonomy places the organism in Eukaryota, Metazoa, Chordata, Actinopteri, Atheriniformes, Atherinopsidae.